AUGCAUUCAGUUAUUAUUAUUUCGUUACUUAUAUUGAUCAAUGUAUAUCUUAUUUUUGCUAUGCCUUCAUUGAUAAUGAAUCAAGAUGAUGAAUUGCAAAAUUAUAAUGAUAUGGCAAAUCAUCCAUUAACCAAUCGACUUCAAAUAUCUCCAUGGAUACAUAAACGUAAUCCAGCUUUAUGUGAUUAUCGUUUUCAACUUCGACCAUUACCAUUUACAUCUUCAUUAUGUGCCUAUGGUCACAAUAAAGAAGACGAUGCACAUCAAGUUCAUCUAUUUAAAUAUGGUUAA
Messenger RNA from Rotaria sp. Silwood1, 291 nucleotides. Lineage: Eukaryota; Metazoa; Rotifera; Eurotatoria; Philodinida; Philodinidae. The record is from the annotation of a GenBank genome assembly.